CUUCAGCUGAGGAUGGCAGGAGAUUCUCGAGUCCUCAUGGACCACAACAUGGAGAUAGGAGUCACGCCUGCACAGGUGAAAAAGCUUCCUAAACACUUGCGGGAGGCUCAGAUAUCAACAGAGCGAACCCACUUGAUUUCUGACCCGGCAAAGAAGCCACGUCAGCGAUAUGUGCAGAAGGACGGCAAGUGCAACGUUCAUCACGGAAACGUGCAAGAGACCUACCGAUACCUCAGUGACUUGUUCACUACGCUGGUGGACCUACGCUGGCGUCUUAGUCUUUUCAUUUUCACCUUGGUCUAUGUAGUCAACUGGCUUUUCUUUGGCUUUCUGUGGUGGCUGAUAGCGCUAAUCCGUGGGGAUCUGGUGCACGCCGAUGAGGAGGGCUGGACCCCCUGUGUGGAGAACCUUAACAGUUUUGUGUCAGCCUUCCUUUUCUCCAUUGAAACAGAGACCACCAUUGGGUAUGGUUAUCGCGUAAUUACAGAAAAAUGCCCAGAGGGUAUCAUACUGCUUUUGGUGCAGGCCAUCUUGGGCUCCAUUGUUAAUGCCAUGAUGGUGGGCUGCAUGUUUGUCAAGAUCUCACAGCCAAAGAACCGCGCCGAGACCCUCAUGUUCUCGCACAACGCUGUCAUAUCAGUGCGAGACAACAAGAUGUGCCUGAUGUUUCGGGUGGGGGACCUGAGGAACUCUCACAUCGUGGAGGCAUCGAUCAGAGCGAAGCUGAUCCGCUCACAGCAGACCAAGGAGGGGGAGUUCAUCCCACUCAACCAGACUGACAUCAACAUCGGCUUUGACACGGGAGACGACCGGCUGUUCCUUGUGUCACCGCUUAUCAUCUCUCACGAGAUCAAUGAGAAGAGCCCCUUCUGGGAGAUGACGCUGGCACAAAUGGAGAAGGAGGAGUUCGAGAUUGUGGUUAUCCUCGAGGGCAUGGUGGAGGCCACAGGGAUGACCUGCCAGGCACGAAGUUCCUACCUGGACACAGAGGUGCUUUGGGGCUAUCGCUUCACACCGGUCCUCUCCCUGGAGAAGGGCUUCUACGAGGUAGACUACAACAACUUCCACGAUGUCUACGAGACCAACACCCCCACUUGCAGCGCCAAGGAGCUAGCUGCUAAGCUUCGGGAGGGGCCUCUAUUGCCUCAGCUUUCGCUCCUCAGCCCUGAACCGAAAAUGCAUACUUUUGACCCACUAAAUCGUCUGUCUGAACAGGACCCACUCAGCCCAGAUGAGGAGGAGAGAGAUUCACAGGAGAGGGGUGACAGAGGAGAGACCAAUGGCUCAGCUGCUGCUUUGGAGGAUCUGCCCCUUGCUGAUGGACUGCCUGACUGAUGUGGCUGAAAACACCAGGAUAGACUGAACAAGAGGACAAUACAAUGCUUCAUUUAGUCAACAACCAGCUUGUUCCUUUGCAGUGCUUGGAGAUACAAGACAUCCUCAUGCAAUACUCCUCUACUAGUGUCAAUCUAUAGUAUAGAUUGGUUUUGUAGACACGUAAGUACACAUACACAGACAC
This is a messenger RNA of Plectropomus leopardus (leopard coralgrouper), 1519 nucleotides long. NCBI's taxonomy places the organism in Eukaryota, Metazoa, Chordata, Actinopteri, Perciformes, Serranidae. The record is from RefSeq and is a predicted model, not a curated record.